AUGAGGUUGGAGAAGUGCUGGUUCUGUUCUUCUACGAUUUACCCAGGCCAUGGGAUUCAAUUUGUUCGUAAUGAUGCAAAGAUUUUUAGAUUUUGUCGAUCAAAAUGCCACAAAAACUUCAAGAUGAAGAGAAAUCCACGCAAAGUAAAAUGGACCAAGGCUUACAGAAGAUUGCAUGGAAAAGACAUGACUCAGGAUGCGACAUUUGAGUUUGAGAGGAAGAGAAAUAGACCUGAAAGAUACGACAGAAAUGUCACGGAGAGCACUCUCAAGGCCAUUAAGAAGAUUGAUAAAGUCAGAGUUGAUAGGGAGGCCAGACACCAUGCCAAGAGGAUGAAAGGAAAGAAGGCCCAGUUGGCAAGAGAGGCAAUGAAUGAACUGAGCCAGGGCAUUAACUUGGUCAAAGCUCCUUCUGCUCUACAAAAGGAUCCCUCACUCACCUUGCCUAAGACCAAGGUCAAGGUUUCCAAACAGCAAACGGAAGACAACCGAAUGGAAGAGUAA
Molecule: messenger RNA, 504 nt
Organism: Striga hermonthica
Lineage: Eukaryota; Viridiplantae; Streptophyta; Magnoliopsida; Lamiales; Orobanchaceae
Source: the annotation of a GenBank genome assembly